AUGGAUUGCGUGGCAUCGCAUACGGCUUUCUUAACAGCUCGUCUCUACGAAGGACUGGCUGACCUCAAGCAUGGUAAUGGAAACCCGGUCUGCACCAUCUACUCGCAGCCAAGCACCGAUCUUGCUGAUUCUGGUGGAAGCGGGCCGCUCAUAUCGUUCAACAUCCGCAACUCUGCAGGCGCUUGGGUCAGCUUGCACGAGUUCGAGAAACUCGCAACGCUAAAGAACUUGCACAUUCGAACCGGCGGUGUGUGCAGCCCAGGGGGUGUUGCCUCAGCACUUGGCUUGAGCCCCUGGGAGAUGAGAAACAACUUCUCCUCCGGUUUCCGCUGCGGAACUGACCAAGAUAUCGUUGCUGGGAAGCCAACUGGCGUCAUAAGAGCAAGUCUCGGCGCAAUGAGCACACUUUCCGAUGUUGCCUUUUUGGUCAACUUUGUCAAGGAAUUCUAUCGAGAGAAGGCCGUAACAACUGGUGUACGUCACAUUACGGAAUCUACUUCAUCAGCGGGAUUCGAAGUCCAGGGCAUCAGUGUAUAUCCCAUCAAAAGCUGCGGCAGCUACUCUGUACCUCCCGGGACGGCCUGGGAAGUCAAGCCUGAAGGUUUAGCCUGGGACAGGGAAUGGUGCCUGGUGCACCAGGGGUCGGGGCAAGCACUCAGCCAGAAACGGUACCCGAAAAUGGCUUUGAUCAGACCUAUCCUCGAUUUCGAACGCGGCCUGUUGCGCGUCACCUACCGUGGUAGCAAAGCAUCGCAUCUACCUGACGAGGUCUCAGUGCCGCUUUCUGCGGAUCCGGGACAGUUCGGGUCACAAAGCCCGUCUCGAACGAGGUCUUCUCGUGUAUGUGGGGACAACGUAAAGACACACAUCUACAGCUCCCCAUCGGUCAAUAAUUUCUUCAGCGACAUUCUUGAUGUCCCGUGUGUAUUGGCUCGGUUCCCAGCAGGCGGACAAGGACUCGGCAUGCGCCACUCGAAAGCCAAGGUGCAGAAGCACCAGCAAGUCAAGAUCGCAGCGCCAAACACAUGCCCAGGAGCUUUUCCGGAAUUGCCAUCUCCUCCAGACUCGGACUCGGAGCAAUCGGCAGGGAAAAUACUCCUCUCGAACGAAAGCCCAAUACUGGUGAUCAACACGGCAAGUCUACACGCCCUAAAUCGCGAAAUCGAGGCCAAUGGUGGGAGGUCCGUUCCACCAGAGUCGUUCCGAGCCAAUUUGGUGAUCGGGGCGACUCGGGAUUCCGAGCAACUAGCAUGGGCGGAGGACGAUUGGACGCGUCUAACAAUAGGCGGGGAGGAAUUCAAGAUGAUGGGAUCCUGCCGCAGAUGCCAAAUGGUUUGUGUCGAUCAAGAGACUGGUGAAAGGCACCAGGAGCCAUUCGUGACGUUGGCCAAGGUCCGGAGAUUUGACGGCAAGGUAUACUUCGGCGCGCAUAUGGGCCAUGACCCAAAGACCAAAGCCGCAACGGAAAAGGCACAGUUUCCAACUAUACAGGUUGGCGAUGCAAUCAAUGUCGAUGACGGGGCAUUAGCAACUUAA
Messenger RNA from Colletotrichum spaethianum, 1536 nucleotides. RefSeq names its product molybdenum cofactor sulfurase. NCBI's taxonomy places the organism in Eukaryota, Fungi, Ascomycota, Sordariomycetes, Glomerellales, Glomerellaceae. The coding region runs from base 1 to 1536 and encodes 511 amino acids. The transcript has a single exon. The record is from RefSeq and is a predicted model, not a curated record. Gene Ontology annotation, molecular function: molybdenum ion binding; catalytic activity; pyridoxal phosphate binding.